Molecule: messenger RNA, 1198 nt
Organism: Alnus glutinosa
Lineage: Eukaryota; Viridiplantae; Streptophyta; Magnoliopsida; Fagales; Betulaceae
Product: putative F-box/LRR-repeat protein 9
Exons: 2
Coding region: 79-1035 (318 amino acids)
Molecular function (GO): protein binding
Source: RefSeq, a predicted model, not a curated record
GUUUAAACAAAUAGAAACCGCCGCCCAACACAAACACACCCGAAAUCAGCAUUUUCAGAGAAAAUCUCGCGAGUAGCGAUGGACCCUCACCCUCCUCCUGAACUCGCAGACGAGUUCCGCAACUGGCUGGAGUUGCCCCGGGACGUGACGGCGUCGAUCCUAUUGAGACUGGGCGCCAUCGACAUCCUGACGAGCGCGCAGAUGGUGUGCUCCCCGUGGCGCAACCUCUGCAAGGACCCGUCUAUGUGGCGCACCGUCCACAUGUGCAACCCUCACAGCCACUGGGACAUCUCCGACCUCGAGACGAUGUGCCGCCACGCCGUCGAUCGCAGCUGCGGCCAGUUGGUCGAUAUCUACAUGGAGUACUUAGGCGACGACGACCUCCUCAGGCACAUCGCUGACAGUUCAAGUCAGCUCAAACGCCUUCGACUUGUAAGUUGCCAUGACAUUUCAGAUGAGGGAUUGAGUGAAGUGGCUGCAAAACUUCCAUUACUAGAGGAGGUUGACAUUUCAUACUGUUUUGCACUGUCAAACGAACCUUUGAAAGCUUUGUGCCGCUUUUGUCCUCAUUUGAAAUCAUUCAAAUUCAACAACCCGGGGUUUAAAACUCCUUACUUUGAGUGUGAUGAGGUGGCACUUGCUAUUGCAGAGAACUUGCCUGAAUUGCGCCGCCUCCAGCUUUUUGGAAAUGUACUGACUAAUGAUGGCUUGCAGGCCAUCCUUGAUGGUUGUCCUCACCUUGAAUCACUUGACCUACGCCAAUGUUUCAAUGUCAAACUAGGAGGAAAUUUGGGAAGAAGAUGUGCUGAACAGAUUAAAGACUUGCGGCGUCCUCAUGAUUCCACUGAUGACUACGAAUUUAAUGCUGAAAUUGAUGAUGAUGGUUCUUUUGAUGGCAACUACUCAUCUGGGUUGUCAGACAUAGAUCAUUUGUCUGAUAUUGACAGGUAUUAUGAAUUCUCAGAUGACUACGAAGACUACGAUGACUUCACCAACUACAGAAAGUUUAAUGAUGGAGAUUUUUCUUUUGACUAGCACAAAUGAAAUGACUCGUGUUGUGUGCUGCACCCAACUCUUGUCUCCCAAUAUUUUGAAUGUUUAGUAUUAGUUUCGUAUUGACUUCAUAUGUACUAGCUUUAUACAUACUAUUAGAUAUAUCAGUUUUGAAUUCUAACCAUAAAAUAGAUGUUUUUCAUUU